This is a messenger RNA of Closterium sp. Yama58-4, 4392 nucleotides long. NCBI's taxonomy places the organism in Eukaryota, Viridiplantae, Streptophyta, Zygnematophyceae, Desmidiales, Closteriaceae. The record is from the annotation of a GenBank genome assembly.
AUGGGAAUGGAGACGCCACAAGAGCUGGAGCAAGCGGGCGGUAGGGAAGCGUCAGGGCACCCCGCAUUAGGCGCGGGACCGAGCGCGAACCAGUCAGGGGGAGACGCGCCGCACCCGGCGAAUGCGGAGGCGAAAGCGGAGAUGGACGCGGAUGAAGCGGCGCGGGAGAAGCAGAGGCGAAAGCAGAGCUCGACAGGGCAGGUGAUGGAAGUGCCGCCCAUGGACGAGUACUUGUGCCCCAUAUCGGGCGACGUUAUGGAGGAGCCUGUUACGAUUGCGUCGGGACACACCUUCGAUCUUAAGUCCAUUCAAAAGUUCUUCGAAGAGGGCAACAAGCACUGCCCCGUAACGCAGGAGCCCCUGGAGAACUUAGAACUCACGCGCAACGAGGACAUGGCGCGGUCCAUCGAGGAGUGGCGCGCGCGCAACACGGUGAUGCGCAUCCAGGCGGCGCGCCCGAAGCUGCAGUCCGCCAAGGAGGAGGAGGUGGAGGGCGGGCUGCUGGAGCUGUUCCAGCUGUGCGAGGAGCGCGCCACCAACCGCUACUGGGUGGCGGCGGAGGGUCUCAUUCCGAUCGUCGUGAACCUGCUCAAGUCCAGCAGCCGCAACCUCAGACGGAAAACGCUCGCGACGCUCGCGAACCUCGCGAACGGGAACGACGAGAACAAGGAGCUGAUAGUGGACGCGGGCGCCAUUCAGCUGGCAGUGCGCUCUCUGUCCCGCGACGUGGGCGAGAGCCGGCAGGGCGUGGCGCUGCUGCUGGAGCUGAGCAAGAGCCCCAAGGUGUGCGAGGAGAUCGGGCGCGCGCAGGGCUCCAUCCUGCUGCUCGUCACCAUGCUCAACAACGAGAACGCCAAUGCGGCCAAGGACGCCGCCGCCGUGCUGCAGCAGCUCGCGAGUAACGACCAGAAUGUUGUUCAGAUGGCCGAGGCGAACCAUUUCAAGCCGCUUGCGGAGCGACUCAGCACAGGUUCGGACAUGACGCGGAUUGUGAUGGCGAGCGCUCUCUCGCGCAUGUCGCUGACGGACCAGAGCAAGGCAGUGCUGGUGCAGCAGGGCGCCAUCCCGCCGCUCGUCACCAUGAUCGCCUCCGGCAAGCUCGAGGCCAAGGCCGCCGCGCUCGGCGCGCUGCAGAACCUCUCCUCGCUCGCCGCCAACCGCAACGAGCUCAUCCGCGCGGGCGUGGUGCCCCCGCUGCUCACGCUGCUCUUCUCUGUCACUUCCGUGGUGAUGAGUCUCAAGGAGGGCGCGGCGGCGAUUCUCGCGAAUAUUUCCAUGGCGGCGGGCGCGCAGGCGGAGACGAGGAUUGACGCCAACGGGGGGAUAUUGGAGUCCGAGGAGACCAUUUUCCAGCUGCUCUCGCUUAUGAACCUCGCUGGGCCCAACAUUCAGGUGAAUCUACUGAAGGCGCUGCUGGGCAUGGCGUCAGUGCCGCAGGCCAUGGAAGUGCGCAAGCGCAUGAUAGUGGGCGGAGCUGUGGAUGUGCUCAUCCCCUUCAUUGACGGCUCUGAAGGGGGCCCAGCCACGCGCCCCCUAGCAGCGCGAGUGCUGCGGGAGCUGUCAAAGGAGGCGGAGGCGGGCAAGAGCGUGGCGGACAGCCUCAUGGAGGGGCAGGGCGCGGCGCUCAAGGCAAUCAUCGCCAUGCUGCAGGACAAGGACUCCUUUGAUAACCGCGCUGCUGCUGCCUCGCUUAUCGCUGCGCUGCCUGCGAGUGACGCCAAGCUGAACCAGGCGCUCGUGCAGGCGGAUGUGGUGCAGACGCUGGUGACGAUGCUGGGCAUGAAGGGCGGUGGCGUGGGCACGAACGCGCAGCUCAAGGACGCGGCUCUGGAGGGCGCUGCUAACGCCCUCGUGCGCUUCACCCUCCCCAGCAACAUCAAGCAGCAGCAGCAGCUGGCGGAGCUAGGAGCCAUCCCACAGCUUGUAACCCUCCUGGUAACCGGCAACGCAGGAGCCAAGCGCGGAGCCGCCCUCUGCCUGGGCAACUUCUCAGAAUCCAGCCCCACGCUCUCCGUCUCAGUCAAGGCCAAGUCCGGAGGGUGCUGCUUCAAACCCCCGGAAGAGCCCAAGUGUGUGCUGCACGGGGGGACGUGCUCUGUGCGCACGUCUUUUUGUCUGUUGGAGGCGGAGGCGAUAGAUCCGCUGGUGGGCGCCAUGGGCGAGAAGGAGCCGCUGACUGCGGAGGCGGCGCUGACGGCGCUGUCGACGCUCAUGGCGGACUCGUGCCGAUGGGAGGCCAGCGUCAAGAUCAUCCAUGAGUCCGGCGGGUUUGGGCGGGUGGUGCAGCAGCUGAGCGAGGGCACGGAGAGGGCCAAGGAGAAGGGCGUGUGGAUGUUGGAGAAGCUGUUUCGCCUCGAGGAGUACAAGUUUGAGUACGCCACCAAGGCCCAGGGCGCGCUCAUUGAGAUCACACAGCAUGGCUCCAAUGAGACCAAGCCUGUUGCCGCUAAGAUCUUGAUCUCCGUUAGACGCGUAGCCGGCAAGAGUAACGGCGUGUUUGCUGUCGCGUCCGCCGCCGCAGGUGGUGGCGCAGAUGGGAGGGGCGAGACAACGGGGGAUUCGGGGGACUGCGAGGGUGACGCGGCUAGCAAGGAGCGUGCGGAAACGGGGGAUGCGCGGAGAUUUGCCGAGGGGGAUGGGGGGGAAAUUGCGGAGGAGGUCGGUGAUCGCAUGCCAGAAGACGGGGGGGAGAUGAGGGUUGGGGAAGAAGGAGCGGAUGUGACGGGGGAAUCAGGAGAGGAUAUUUCGGGCGGUCCUUUUAAUGGCGGUUUUGGAAUGCAUCUGCCAUGGGAUGCACCAUCCGGCACAGGAGACCUCUCCGCGCCCUCGCCCUUCCAGUUCCCUUCACCCUUCCCUGCUCAAGCCUCCUCAGACUUCCUGGAUCAGCUCCCUGCGCAAGACAGGGCGCUACUCUUUCCCUCCUCUCCGCCCGCUCCCUCUUCCUCCCCCUUCUCCUCCCCGUCCGCCUCCCCCUCUCCUUUCUCCUCCGGUUUCUCCUCUCCUUUCGCGUCCUACGGCCAAUCCUACUAUCAAGACGACGAUUCUGUCGAGCCUUUGCCGGACCUGGCGGCGAGGCUCGGGCUGGAUCACCCGAGCCACGAGCAGGCUCAAGUCAGGGAGCUGGAGGCAUUGCUGCAGGCAGCAGCAGUACCCGAAGGGCAGUCGUCACCCGAGUCAACACAAUCACCGUCACGACAAAUACAACAGUCGGAUUCGCAAUCAGAUCUCCCACGCUUGCCACGAGAGAGUGUGAUGAAAGCAGCAGUAGGGAUUCUCGCAGCACUAGCAGGAGCAUCAGCAGAGGGGCUACAGGCAGUGGUGCGAGGAGGAGCAGUGGAGGAAGCAGCAUCUCUUCUCUCCCUCCCACGCCUCCCCCAGUCCGUCCGGUGCGAAACCCUCCCUCUCAUCUCCGCCGCUGCUUCCCUCCCCUCCCUCCGCCCGAAACUCGCCUCCUUGAACCUCCUCCCACCGCUCCUCACCACUCUGUACGACCCAGACGCUUCCGAUCCAGAGCUAGAGCACACCCUAUCAACCCUCUGCUUGAUGGUAGAAGACCAAUCAUGCUGGCCCGCUCUUAUCGACCAUCAAGCCGUGCCCCGAAUGGCUGCGUUUCUCGCAGCGAUCGACGCCGGCAAUGGCACGGCGCCCCGGCACUCCCUGCGCCGCCUCCGCUCCUCCCUCCUCUCCCUCGCUCCGGACCCGUUCUUCCGCUCCUGCCUUCUCGAAAACGACCUGUGUCUGGUCCCGUUGGUGGGAGCCGAUGCGUACCGGUCGCUGACUAGUGAAGGGGAGACGGUGAAGAAAGAGAAGAAGGAGGAAAAGGAGAAGGAGGAGAAGGAGAAGGAGGAUGAAACGGAGAAGGUAAAGGCGGAAAGGGAGAAGAAGAAGGAGGAAAAGAAGGAGAAGGAGAAGAAAGAAAAGGAGGAGAAAGAAAAAAAAGAGGAUCUACACGCCCAUCGUGGAAGAGAAGCAGAGGAAGAGCCGGCCUGGUCGGGCAAGAGCUACACGCUCAUGUCCCGGUGGGACGGCGUGGCGCGUCUCGUUCUGCUCAUGACUCUCGAGAACGAGCAGGUGGCAGCGCGAGCGCUGGCAGCAGCAGCAGAGCUGGCGCGAGCGGGGGAGGGCAACAGGCGCGCGCUGAGAGAUGCGGGGGCCGUGGUGCACGCGGUGCGGUGGAUGGGCGCUGGGGGUGCCUCUGUCAGGGCUGCUGCUGUCGCUGCUGUUGAGAGGCUUAGCGUCAGCGCAAGUGUGCGUCUGUCUAUCAUCCGCAGUGGGGGGGUCGGUGCGCUGGUGGCGCUGCUAGCAGCACAGGGGGGCGACAGGGACGUGCGGGACAAGGUGGUGUCCGCGCUCCUUCGCAUGGUAUCAGAUGAAGAAGCAGCCGCCAAAAUG